This is a messenger RNA of Cuscuta campestris, 1068 nucleotides long. NCBI's taxonomy places the organism in Eukaryota, Viridiplantae, Streptophyta, Magnoliopsida, Solanales, Convolvulaceae. The record is from the annotation of a GenBank genome assembly.
AUUGAUAUUAUUGGAAUUAUAAGUCUUAUUUUGGAUAUCAAAAAUAAAUGUUUUAGUUUGAUUCUUUUUCAUUGUUUCACUUCUAUUCUAGUUUUUCUACCAUUUAUAAUUAAUCAGCAAUGGCGGAACGGAACGAGGCAAACGGUCAUGGGGUGGUCGUCUAUGACUUCUGGAACGACGCCGUUGUCCAGUCGGACUCCUCUGUUUCCAUGGGUUUUCCGGCGGGCGGGUCGUCUUCGUCGGAAUCGCUGUUUUUCUGCGACGGCGAUGGCUCCGCCGGGAAGGGGGAGGCCGGGAGAGUGCCGCCCCUGAAUAGCCGCCGUGGAUCUGGUGCUAGAAACUCUGCUUCCGGCGGCAGAGUGUUCCCCUGCCUCUACUGCCCCCGCACGUUCUGCACCUCCCAGGCUCUCGGCGGCCACCAGAACGCCCACCGGCGCGAGAGAGCCGCCGCCGGCCGCCGUCGAGCGCUCUGUCCCUCCGCCGCCGUGAACCAGUACUGCAGUCCGAAUAUCACUCCCGAGCAGCUUCCCUCUUCCGCCACCGCGGGCUAUUACUGCUUCCAACCUCCCAUGCUCCUCCAGCACCCGCCCGCCGGCGGCGCCGGCGGGUUCCUCCCAAUGGACGGCGGGCACCACUUCUUCGCUUCCGGCCCAUCUCAAUCGGCCUUCUGCGAUCUUCUGGCCGACGGCGAAGUCGUCUUUCUGAGCAAUAAUUGUUCCGGGUCGUCGCCGCCGCCCCUGUCAUCAUUGGAGACUCUCUCCCGCCCCAGCGCCGCCGCCACUCCAUCUCCGCCGCAGCAUCUCGAUGACUUCAGCAUUGACCUCUCCCUUCAUCUCUAGACCAGAGAUUAUUACGAGUAAUAAAAACAAUUUUGCUCUUCUUUUUUCCGUAAUUAAAUGUCAUUUUCUUAGAUGGAUUGAUUAAUUAUUGGUUAAUUUCAUCAUAUGUAGCCUAAGCUCGGCAUAUUAUUAAUGCUAAUUAUCAAAAUGUGUUCGUCCUUCUUCAUAUAUUCCGUAAUUAAUUAUUUUAAUUUGCAAACAUUUAUUUAAAUUAAUGUUUUUGUCCGGU